AUGACUCCCACUCAGUGUCCCCCAGACCUUAAACAAGCGGCCCUUAACGCCCGUGAUUUGCUGUACUCGCCAUAUUCGAAAUUUAGAGUUGGUGCAGCCGUACUUGGUGAGGACGGACGAAUUGCUGUUGGCGCCAAUGUGGAAAAUGCCAGCUAUCCCGCGGGUAUUUGUGCUGAACGAGUGGCGUAUCCUCGAGCAUUGAUGGAAGGGUUAAAACCAGUGGCAAUUGCUGUGACCAGUGACAAUCAUGAUCCAAUUCUGCCGUGUGGUGUUUGUCGCCAGUUCCUUAGUGAAUUCGGUUCUGAUUUAGUUGUUCACAUGGUGGGGAAGGAGCGGGUAGUGACAGCAACGAUUGGUGAGUUAUUACCGAUGGGAUUUGGCAGCAAAGAACUCACCGGCUAA
Molecule: messenger RNA, 402 nt
Organism: Diutina rugosa
Lineage: Eukaryota; Fungi; Ascomycota; Pichiomycetes; Serinales; Debaryomycetaceae
Product: cytidine deaminase
Exons: 1
Coding region: 1-402 (133 amino acids)
Cellular component (GO): cytosol
Molecular function (GO): zinc ion binding; cytidine deaminase activity
Source: RefSeq, a predicted model, not a curated record